Molecule: messenger RNA, 1413 nt
Organism: Penicillium malachiteum
Lineage: Eukaryota; Fungi; Ascomycota; Eurotiomycetes; Eurotiales; Aspergillaceae
Gene: fqzB
Product: FAD-dependent monooxygenase fmqB
Exons: 4
Coding region: 1-1413 (470 amino acids)
Biological process (GO): secondary metabolite biosynthetic process
Molecular function (GO): monooxygenase activity; FAD binding
Source: RefSeq, a predicted model, not a curated record
AUGACUGUUACCCAUUCAGGCCCGAGUGGCAUUGCGCCGCCAGGCUCAUCCGGUAUUAAGGUUAUCAUUGUUGGACUGGGUCUUGCGGGACUCACUGCUGCUAUUGAAUGUCAUCGUAAAGGGCACAGCGUGAUUGGACUGGAGAAAACCCCUAAGCCAACACAUCUUGGUGACAUCUUCAGCAUUUCUAGCAAUGGGGCUCUUGUGAUCUCCAAGUGGGACGAUGGGGUCAUCGCUCGCGAGUUGGACUCCGUUCGCUGCGAUGUUGAUACCAUCACCGUCUGGGACGAAUACGCCAACGUGAAGCUUCGGAAAGAUAUGAAUGGUUAUAAGGAGGGCGAGGGUCUUGUCCUCAACCGCUCAACAACAGUGACCACUUUGUAUGAGUACGGAAAAAGUCUUGGAAUCGAUCUGCGAUUUGGAGUAUCGGUGUCCGAUUACUGGGAGGAUGACGAGCAGGCGGGCGUUAUUGUGGACGGUGAGCGAUUUUCUGCAGACUGUGUUAUUGCUAGUGAUGGUAUCCAUAGCAAAGCACGACCGAUUAUCACAAGAGAUACAAGACCUCUGACAAAGAGUGGUGCUGCCACAUAUCGUGCCGGAUAUCCAGCUGAAGUGCUGAAAGACCACCCAAAGGCACAAUGGGUUCUGGAGGGGACUGAGAAAGCGGAUCAACUAAACCAUUUCAUCGGCAAGGAUAUCGCAGUCAUCAUUGGCACUGGCAGGCAUGGUAAAGACGUGUACUGGGGAUGCUUACAUCGAAGCAAUGACGGCGUAUCCAAAUCCUGGCUCCAGCCAUCUGAUGUCACCAAGGCCCUAUUGUUGAUUGAAGAUUGGCCCGCAAAAGAGAAAGUCGGAGCAGUGAUUAGAUGCACGCCGAACAUGACUUGCUUUGAUCAUCUGGUUAUGGCUGUUGAUCCUUUAACUGGCUGGGUCUCAAAGAAGGGACGGAUGAUUGUCAUCGGUGAUGCCGCGCAUGCGUUCAUUCCUACUUCUGGCCAGGGUGCUAGCCAGAGUAUCGAAGAUGGUGCCGUGGUUGCCAUUUGCUUAGAGCUAGCUGGAAAGAAUCGAAUUCCACUUGCGCUUCAGGUCAUGCAAAAAUUAAGAUACGAACGAAUCUCUCUUAUCGGAGACGGAAGCGCAAAGAUGUUGGAAUCGCUUCACAUGGCGAAUUGGGAUGCGAAGCAGCAAGACAAAUUGCCCACAUUGAUCGCCCGUGCCAUGUGGAUCUUCGAUCACGACUGUCAGAAAUCCACAUAUGAGGAGUUUAGCAAGGCUGCGGAGGCAGUGAUCACAGGUGGUCCGUAUCUUCCGGCCAAUAUUGCAACCGAUGGUAGGUAUGGGAUUGUGGAGGAAGAAGGCAAAUCGACUGUGAAAGUCACCGCGGCGAGCGUUGACAGCCUUUUUGCUCAGUAG